Mesoplodon densirostris (Blainville's beaked whale) is the source of this 3084-nucleotide messenger RNA. It is a transcript of the gene CNTN3, whose product is annotated as contactin 3. Lineage: Eukaryota; Metazoa; Chordata; Mammalia; Artiodactyla; Ziphiidae. Gene Ontology annotation, molecular function: cell-cell adhesion mediator activity. The record is from RefSeq and is a predicted model, not a curated record. Bases 1 to 3084 code for a protein of 1027 amino acids. Gene Ontology annotation, biological process: cell-cell adhesion; brain development. The transcript is spliced from 22 exons.
AUGAUGUUGUCAUGGAAACAGUUGAUCCUGCUUUCAUUCAUUGGCUGCCUAGGAGGUGAGCUGCUCUUACAAGGCCCAGUGUUUAUCAAAGAACCCAGCAACAGCAUUUUUCCUGUUGGUUCAGAGGAUAAAAAAAUAACUUUAAAUUGUGAAGCACGAGGCAACCCUUCACCUCAUUACAGAUGGCAGCUGAAUGGAAGCGAUAUUAAUCUGAGUAUGGAGUAUCGUUAUAAGUUGAACGGAGGAAAUCUUGUGGUUAUUAACCCCAACAGAAAUUGGGAUACAGGAAGUUAUCAAUGUUUUGCAACAAAUUCAGUUGGAACAAUUGUCAGCAGAGAAGCUAAACUCCAGUUUGCCUAUCUGGAAAAUUUUAAAACCAAAAUGAGAAGUACAGUGUCAGUGCGUGAAGGACAAGGAGUCGUCCUGCUCUGUGGCCUCCCGCCACACUCUGGAGAACUAUCAUAUGCUUGGAUCUUCAAUGAAUAUCCAUCAUUUGUCGAAGAAGAUAGUCGGAGAUUUGUCUCUCAAGAGACAGGCCAUCUCUACAUAGCCAAGGUGGAACCAUUGGAUGUGGGAAAUUACACGUGUGUGGUGACUAGUAUGGUGACAAACGCCAGAGUGCUGGGUUCUCCAACUCCUUUGGUGCUACGUUCUGAUGGAGUGAUGGGUGAAUAUGAACCGAAAAUAGAAGUUCAGUUUCCAGAAACUCUUCCAGCAGCUAAAGGUUCAACUGUGAAGUUGGAAUGUUUUGCCCUUGGAAAUCCUGUACCUCAGAUUAAUUGGAGAAGAAGUGAUGGACUGCCUUUUUCCACUAAAAUUAAAUUGAGGAAGUCCAAUGGUGUGCUUGAAAUCCCGAACUUCCAACAGGAAGAUGCAGGUUCCUAUGAAUGCAUUGCUGAGAAUUCACGAGGAAGAAAUGUCGCCAGGGGGCGCCUCACUUACUAUGCAAAGCCUCAUUGGGUUCAACUCAUAAAAGAUGUGGAAAUAGCUGUGGAGGACAGUCUUUACUGGGAAUGUCGAGCGAGUGGUAAGCCCAAACCCUCCUACCGAUGGUUGAAAAAUGGAGAAGCCCUUGUGCUCGAGGAGAGAACACAGAUAGAAAAUGGUGCCCUUACAAUAUCCAACCUAAAUGUGACCGAUUCUGGCAUGUUCCAGUGCAUAGCAGAGAACAAACAUGGUCUCGUCUAUUCCAGUGCUGAGCUCAAGGUUGUGGCUUCUGCUCCAGAUUUUUCAAAGACUCCGAUGAAAAAGUUGAUUCAGGUGCAGGUGGGCAGGGAGGUCAGCUUGGACUGUAAACCCAGAGCUUCCCCCAGGGCUCUCUCUUCCUGGAAGAAAGGAGAUGUGCCUGUACAGGAGACUGAAAGAAUUUCUUUUUUAAAAGAUGGAGGACUCAAAAUUGCCAAUGUGACUAAAGCUGAUGCUGGAAUUUAUACGUGCAUAGCAGAAAACCAGUUUGGGAAAGCAAAUGGCACAACACACUUGAUUGUUACAGAACCAACAAGAAUAACUUUGGCACCAUCCAACAUGGAUGUCUCAGUGGGCGAAAGUGUCAUUUUGCCCUGCCAGGUGCAACACGACCCCCUAUUAGACAUCAUGUUUACCUGGUAUUUCAAUGGAGCCCUCACAGAUUUUAAGAAAGAUGGAUCUCACUUUGAGAAAGUCGGUGGGAGUUCGUCAGGCGAUUUAAUGAUCAGAAACAUUCAGUUGAAACACAGUGGGAAAUACGUUUGUAUGGUGCAGACAGGGGUGGACAGUGUUUCAUCUGCCGCUGACCUCAUAGUAAGAGGUUCACCUGGACCACCAGAAGAUGUAAAGGUAGAUGAAAUUACAGAUACAACAGCCCAACUCUCUUGGAAAGAAGGUACAGACAACCACAGCCCAGUUCUAUCCUAUGCUGUCCAGGCACGGACACCUUUCUCCGUGGGUUGGCAGACGGCCACAACAGUGCCUGAGGUCAUUGACGGGAAAACACACACAGCUACCGUAGUCGAGUUAAAUCCAUGGGUGGAAUACGAAUUUCGGGUUGUAGCCAGUAACAAAAUCGGAGGUGGAGAACCCAGUUUACCCUCAGAAAAAGUAAGAACUGAGGAGGCAGUGCCAGAAGUGCCUCCUUCAGAUGCCAGUGGAGGAGGUGGUAGCCGGUCUGAACUGGUGAUCACCUGGGAUCCAGUCCCUGAAGAACUACAGAAUGGUGAAGGUUUUGGAUAUGUUGUUGCUUUCCGCCCUGUCGGAGUAACCAACUGGAUCCAGACAGUGGUCACAUCUCCUGAUACCCCAAGAUAUGUCUUUAGAAAUGAAAGCAUCCUGCCAUUUUCACUGUAUGAAGUUAAAGUGGGUGUUUAUAAUAACAAAGGUGAAGGACCAUUUAGCCCAGUGACAACAGUGUUCUCUGCAGAAGAAGAGCCUACGGUAGCUCCAUCUCAAGUUUGUGCAAAUAGCUUGUCUUCCUCAGAAAUUGAAGUUUCUUGGAACGCUGUUCCUUGGAAGUUGAGCAAUGGACACUUACUCGGCUAUGAGGUGCGGUAUUGGAAGAAUGGAGAAGAGGAAUCAUCAAGCAAACUGAAGGUGGCAGGAAAUGUGACAUCGGCCAGGCUCCAUGGCUUGAAGAGCAACUUGGAAUAUUACACGGCUGUCCGGGCUUUCAACAGCGCUGGUACCGGUCCCUUUAGUGCCACGGUUAAUGCAACCACCAAGAAAACUCCUCCCAGUCAGCCACCAGGAAAUGUUGUUUGGAAUGCUACAGACACGAAAGUGUUACUUAAUUGGGAGCAAGUGAAAGCCAUGGAGAAUGAAUCAGAAGUAACAGGAUAUAAAGUUUUCUAUAGGACUAGCAGUCAAAAUAAUGUGCAAGUGCUAAACACAAACAGAACUUCAGCUGAACUUUUGCUGCCCAUUAAAGAGGACUACAUUAUUCAAGUUAAGGCCGCAACGGAUGGCGGGGAUGGGACCAGUAGCGAACAGAUCAGGAUUCCAAGAAUAACCAAUAUGGAUGCAAGAGGUUGUACAUCAGCUAUCUCCAAUGCCCACCCUGUGUCAAGUUAUAUCUCUACAGUACUGUUCUUUAUUGUAAACACCCUGUGGUGA